This is a messenger RNA of Micropterus dolomieu (smallmouth bass), 419 nucleotides long. Its product is annotated as vacuolar protein sorting-associated protein 35-like. The record is from RefSeq and is a predicted model, not a curated record. Gene Ontology annotation, biological process: retrograde transport, endosome to Golgi; intracellular protein transport. Gene Ontology annotation, cellular component: retromer, cargo-selective complex; late endosome; retromer complex. NCBI's taxonomy places the organism in Eukaryota, Metazoa, Chordata, Actinopteri, Centrarchiformes, Centrarchidae.
CUCUGUUUUCUGCAGGACAAGAACAAGCUGAUGGAUGCUCUGAAGCAUGCGUCCAACAUGCUGGGUGAGCUGAGGACCUCAAUGCUUUCUCCAAAGAGCUACUAUGAGCUCUAUAUGGCUAUCUCUGAUGAACUCCACUACCUAGAAGUGUACCUGACUGAUGAGUUUGCCAAGGGACGGAAGGUGGCAGAUCUCUAUGAGCUGGUCCAAUAUGCAGGCAACAUCAUCCCCAGACUAUAUCUGCUAAUCACAGUGGGUGUGGUGUACGUUCGCUCCUUCCCCCAAUCUCGUAAGGACAUUCUGAAGGACCUGGUCGAGAUGUGUCGUGGUGUCCAGCACCCACUCAGGGGCCUCUUCCUUAGAAACUACCUGCUGCAGUGCACCCGCAACAUACUGCCAGAUGACGGAGAGCAGUCAGA